GACAACUAAUAACUCGUUCAUUCAUUUUAUUACAGCUCCUUCCAGAUUGUUCUAAUGUCUAUGUUAAGUUGAUUGUUUCGUAUUCAAAUUCUACCUCUCUCUUCAACCCAUCUACUUAAAUAUAAAUUUACUUGAGAUUAUAAUCUGUUGAUCAUUUUAUAUGGUGUUUGGAGCUGAUUUUUUCAUUUCUUUUAGCUGAUCAAUAAAGAUUCUAAAGAAGCCCAGAGGGUCUAUCGGAUUAAUCGAAACAAAAGUUAUGGAUGAGAAUAGAGGUGAUUCAACUGGUGGCUUCUGGUGUCAUAUGUGCAGCCAAAUGGUUGACCCGAUCAUGGAGGUUGAGAGUGUCAAAUGCCCCCUUUGUCAGGGUGGUUUCGUAGAGGAAAUUGAGACUGCCCCUGUUGCCAAUGCUUUCCGUGGCAACAACCAUUCAUCUGAAUUUGGAGGGCUGGAAGGCAUGGAUGCUGAUCGCUCACUUUCCCUUUGGGCUCCUAUUUUACUUGGUAUGAUGAGUAAUCCUCGUCGUAGGCGUAGAGUUAGGCGUUUGCCUGAGGAUGAUGAUGAUGAUGAAGUAAGAGGUGGAGAUGAAGAACAGGAACACCAUCAUCGUCAUCACCAUCAUCAUCCUGAAGGGGAGAGUGAACUAGAUCGAGAACUGGAAUCCAUCAUUCGUAGGAGGAGGAGAAGCUCCGCAACUAUUCUUCAACUCCUUCAAGGCAUUCGAGCUGGAAUACAAUCCGAGUCAGAAAAUAAUGGUGAAUCGGAUAAUGAGAGCAACAGGGAUCGCAGUAAUAAUAGAGAAAGGGAGCGUGUGAUCCUAAUCAACCCUUUCAAUCAGACCAUCAUCGUCCAAGGUGCACAUGGCUCAGGCAACAGCACUGGAAGUCAGAAUCCAGUUGGAUCUUUGGGCGAUUACUUCAUAGGCCCCGGGUUAGACUUGCUUCUGCAGCAUUUAGCCGAAAAUGACCCUAACAGGUAUGGCACUCCACCAGCACGGAAGGAAGCGGUGGAGGCAUUGCCUACUGUCAAAGUGGAUGGAAAUCUGCAGUGCUCGGUUUGUUUGGAGGACUUUGAAGUUGGGGCUGAAGCAAAGGAAAUGCCUUGUAAACACAGGUUCCAUAGCGAGUGUAUUUUUCCAUGGCUUGAGCUGCACAGUUCGUGUCCUGUUUGCAGGCAUCAGUUACCUUGUGACGAGUCAAAGGUUGACAAUAUCAGCAGCCAUGGCAUGGGUGAAACUAAUAAUGGAAACAGUAGUGGUGAAGGUGAUGCGGAAGGGACAAAUGGAACCCCGAGACGAUUCAACGUCCCUUGGCCAUUUAGUAAUUUGUUCUCAUCCUCAGGGUCCCCAAUUGUGAAUGCAAACUCAUCUUCAACAGGGUCGUCAACAAAUGCAUCUGGAAAUUCUAAUCGAACAGAGGAAAACUGAGUACGGUUAUGAGCCUCUUGUCCUACUCUAUAUAUCUUUUAACUUGUGUAAAAAGUACUCCAGUUGCAAAGUUGAUAUCUUGAAUCGAAUUUGAUAUGUGUAAUAUGCAUCUAUACUUGCAUCAAGGCUGUUUCGCCUUCUCAGCAGAAUCACUGCUCGAGUAAACUUUUCAUUACAGAAUGUACAGUUUCCAUUGAGUUUAUGAAUAUAUGCUUCUUUAAUUUGGUUUA
Molecule: messenger RNA, 1653 nt
Organism: Daucus carota subsp. sativus
Lineage: Eukaryota; Viridiplantae; Streptophyta; Magnoliopsida; Apiales; Apiaceae
Product: E3 ubiquitin-protein ligase SIRP1
Exons: 2
Coding region: 257-1423 (388 amino acids)
Biological process (GO): protein ubiquitination
Cellular component (GO): cytoplasm
Molecular function (GO): ubiquitin protein ligase activity
Source: RefSeq, a predicted model, not a curated record